Messenger RNA from Asparagus officinalis (garden asparagus), 1624 nucleotides. RefSeq lists its product as uncharacterized. Gene Ontology annotation, molecular function: triacylglycerol lipase activity. Gene Ontology annotation, biological process: lipid metabolic process. The transcript has 5 exons. Bases 47 to 1462 code for a protein of 471 amino acids. The record is from RefSeq and is a predicted model, not a curated record. Lineage: Eukaryota; Viridiplantae; Streptophyta; Magnoliopsida; Asparagales; Asparagaceae.
UCUCAAAGACUUGUCAUUCUCCUUCAAUUUCUUCAUUAAUCCUCAAAUGUCCAUGGAGGUCAACUGCGAUUUCUCCGACAAUUACUUGGUCAUUAGACCAGAUAAAGGAAGCUUGCUUGAUCUCUUUCAUAUUUUGUGUUCAUGCAACAUAGACCAAAAUAACGUCAUUGAAGCCCCUCAGGGGACUUUGAUUCAUGAAUGGCGACGGAGAUGGGCUAUCUUCAUCUCUCUCCUCCUUCAAAGGAUUCUUCUGUUCUGGAGAAAACCAUUGUUUUUUGUUGGUUCGGUAAUUUUGUUCUGGGUGAACCUCUUAUGGGAGAAUGGCGGCUUUUGUUCUCUCGUCUCCAAAGUUUUUAAAGGGCAAAUGGCGUUCCCAGAUGAGAAAUCAGAGAGAUACAGAUCGGCCGUUGGACUCUGCGACACCAGAGAUGAGUUAUGUAAGGAAAUCAGACCAGGUGAUAAAAGAUACCUUGCAGCUCUUUCUAUCAUGGUCGCCAAACUAGCUUAUGAGAAUGAAUCGCAUGUCAGAAAGGUUGUUAAAGAACAUUGGAAGAUGGAGUUCUUGAGUUUCUUCAAUUGUUGGAAUGACUUUCAAGAGCAGUACUGUACACAAGCUUUCAUGAUGUGCGAUAAGUCAGAGGAUGCAGAGUUAAUACUUCUUGGAUUUAGGGGAACUGAUCCAUUUGAUGCAAGCCAAUGGUGCACAGACAUCGACUUCUCAUGGUACGAGAUCCCGAAUGUUGGCAAGGUCCAUGGAGGAUUCAUGAAAGCGUUAGGUUUACAGAGAAAAACCGGCUGGCCUAAAGAGAUAGAUCAGAAGAAUAAGCCACCAUUUGCAUAUUAUGUGAUCAGAGAGAAGCUGAGGGAAGAGUUGAAGAAACACAACCAGGCAAAGUUUAUAGUGACCGGUCAUAGCUUAGGAGGAGCAUUGGCCAUUCUAUUUCCAACUAUACUAAUGUUGCACGGGGAUAGUUGGAUAUUGGAUCGAUUGGAGGGGGUUUAUACAUUUGGGCAGCCGAGAGUAGGAGAUGAGAAGCUUGGAGAGUUUGUGGAGAUGCAUAUUGAUCAACCAAGGAGACGAUACUAUAGGUUUGUGUACUGCAAUGAUAUGGUCCCUAGGGUACCCUAUGAUGACAAGACUCUCUUGUUCAAACACUUUGGAAAGUGCCUGUACUAUAAUAGUAUCUACAGAGGAAAGAUUUUGACUGACGAACCAAAUAAGAAUUACUUCUUGACAUGGACUGUGAUACCGAAGUACCUGAAUGCAGCAUGGGAACUUCUUCGAAGCUUCUGUAUCGGUUUCGUGAAAGGAUCAGAAUAUAGUGAAGGAUGGACAUUGAGGUUCUUGAGAACUGUUGGAUUGAUAAUACCAGGGUUACCACCUCACUCUCCUCAAGAUUAUGUCAAUUCUACAAGAUUGGGGAAUCUUCUCUUAUUAGAUGAGAACCCCAAGUCAGAUUAAUGAAAUUAUUCUACCUGUUGUAUGUUAUGUUAUUUAUUCUAAGUUAUGUGAGAUCUCUAAGUAUGCCCUAUGUAAUCCCUAUUAGAUUAGUUAUUCUGACCUGUCAAUGGUAAAACGAGGAAAUUUUACCGAUUGUUAUGGUUAAGGAUAAACUACAUUCUU